GGUAGCGCGCGCGUGUGGAUCAGGUCAUGUGGUCUCUCAAGAUGGCGACUUCAGUGCUGGGAUGUGAGAAGUGAGAGAAGUGAACCAGAGCUCAGAGCAGCGCUCAGCACAGCCACCGGGGCCGGGUCACCUCGCGUCCUUCUCCUCCUGAAUAUAAGGUUGCUUGUCGUAGAAUCAGGCUCGUUGCUUAUGGGCUAGCUGCGGAUGUUAGGGUAUAAGGUGUGUGUAGUUCAAAGCUUUGUGCGUCUGGAUCACUGACUGCGAUGGCCAUCCAUGUGUUUGAUAAUGAUGAGUACAGGCCGCCUGUGUGGAAAUCCUACUUGUACCAGCUCCAGCAAGAGGCGCCACAUCCACGCAGAGUCACCUGCAUAUCUGAGGUGGAGAACCGGCCGAAGUACUAUGGACGAGAGUAUCAUGGGAUGAUCUCCAGAGAGGAAGCCGACCAACUGCUCAGUGUGGCUGAGGGAAGUUAUCUGAUCCGAGAGAGCCAGAGACAGCCGGGCACAUACACGCUAGCGCUACGGUACAUGAACCUUCACCUUUGA
This is a messenger RNA of Sinocyclocheilus grahami, 545 nucleotides long. Its product is annotated as N-chimaerin-like. Lineage: Eukaryota; Metazoa; Chordata; Actinopteri; Cypriniformes; Cyprinidae. The record is from RefSeq and is a predicted model, not a curated record. The transcript has 5 exons. Gene Ontology annotation, molecular function: GTPase activator activity. Gene Ontology annotation, biological process: regulation of GTPase activity. The coding region runs from base 264 to 545 and encodes 93 amino acids.